GGAAGUCGUGCCCUCAUUCCGCCCGCCUUGACAUCAGUGCCCUGAUCGGAGAGUGCAACAAUGUUGCCACAGGAAGCCGUCCGGACCGCUUAUUAUCUUUCUCGUAUCAUCUCAUCUUAACGGACCUUCAUCACAUUGUUGCGCGUGCAGAGCGGAGCCAAUGUGGCCGCUGAGGGAGCGCGACGCGUCUGGCUCUCAGCAUUACCGGAUGAGGUGGUCGGGUUGAUUUCGAACCCAUUCUCACGGUCAGAUCCAUCCUACAGUAUCGUCCACAAUGAGGAUCCUCGCUUCUCUGCUGAAAAACACCAACCCCAAAAUCGAGUACUACUCCCGGUUCUCGCCGUCCCCGCUCUCCAUCAAGCAGUUCUUAGAUUUUGGGCGGGACAAUGCGUGCGAGAAGACGUCGUACAUGUUCCUGCGCAAGGAGCUGCCGGUGCGGCUGGCCAACACCAUGCGAGAGGUCAACCUGCUACCUGAUAACCUGCUGAGCCAGCCCUCCGUCAGGCUGGUCCAGAAAUGGUACAUGCAGAGCUUUGUGGAGCUGCUCGGUUAUGAGAACAGAAAGCCGGAGGACCCUCACGCUCUGAACGAUUUCCUGGAGCUGUUGAUAGAGAUUCGUAACCGCCACAACGACGUCGUCCCCACCAUGGCUCAGGGAGUCAUCGAGUACAAGGAGAAGUUCGGCUUUGACCCCUUCAUCAGCAGCAACAUCCAGUACUUCUUAGACCGCUUCUACACCAACCGCAUCUCCUUCCGCAUGCUCAUCAACCAGCACACUCUCUUGUUCGGCAACGACACCAACCCGGCUCAUCCAAAACACAUCGGCAGCAUCGAUCCCACCUGCAACGUGUCUGAGGUCGUCAGUGAUGCCUAUGACACAGCCAAGAUGCUGUGUGAGAAGUACUACUUGGCUGCCCCCGCCUUGAAGAUCGAGGAGUUCAACAUGAAGGCUCCGAAGAAGCCCAUCCAGGUGGUGUAUGUGCCCUCUCACCUGUUCCACAUGCUGUUUGAGCUCUUCAAGAACUCUAUGAGGGCUACAGUGGAGCUUCAUGAGAAUAGCAAAGAGGGUUUACCACCAGUGAAGGCAAAAGUUACCCUGGGUAAAGAGGACCUCUCCAUAAAGAUCAGUGACAGAGGAGGAGGAGUCCCGCUGAGGAAGAUAGAUCGUCUCUUUAAUUACAUGUACUCCACUGCCCCUACACCAAGCCUGGAGCCAGGAGCUGUCCCACUGGCUGGCUUUGGUUAUGGUCUGCCCAUUUCCAGACUCUACGCUCGAUAUUUCCAGGGGGAUCUGAAGCUUUAUUCCAUGGAGGGAGUCGGCACUGAUGCUGUCAUUUAUCUCAAGGCCCUGUCCAGCGAGUCGUUCGAAAGGCUGCCUGUGUUCAACAAGUCAGCAUGGCGGCAUUACAAGACCAGCCCCGAGGCAGACGACUGGAGCAACCCCAGCAAAGAGCCACGUGACGCCAGCAAGUCCAAAUACAAGGCCAACAGAUAACUCUGCCUGGCCCUGCUAGCCCUCUGGGAGCCCAAAUGCCCGCUCUGAAUGCCCAGUGCAUGCAUGAUGAAUGUUGCCCUUGGGUAAACGCUUGGUUUAGGAUCAGUCUCGCAUUGAAAUCCCAGUGGUUAAUAGUAGGGCUUUGGAAGGGCCGGCUGAGCUGAACUUAGAUCUGUACCCAACGGCAACGACCUUCAUGAGCCUACUUUUUUGUUGUUAUGGCAUUACCAUUGGCUCUCCCACGAUGGAGUUUAAAAAAGGAACUUGAUCCCUGUCAUCUAACAUCUUUCAUGAAUUGCUGGUCAUUUGCUCAGCUGAGUCUUGUGAAUCUUAAUCAUCGGGGAUUUUUUUUUUCGCUCCACUAAGUGAGUGCUAGAUUGAAUUAAGUCCACUUUAGCACAGCCUUUUCUCCCACUGUCUUGUGCACAGCAGGCCUGCCUGGCUUUGCUGACUCGCCCGCCGCCCCCUGUGGCCGAAAAAGCCACGCACUGCUGAUUAUGUGUCUUUUUCAGCAUCGGCGAAGGGCUGCACUCUUGCUUUUCUGUGUCCGGCCGUGCAUAAAAGGGCCUCUGUUUCUCCCUCCCAAAUGCAGGCAGGGACACAGGGUUUGAGUUUCGAUGAAAAUGGGAGAACAAGGAGGUUUCAUUUCCUUCCCUUGGGAGGCACUUUGAUUGGACGCACAAAUAGGUCAGUGUGUCGCUGGCAUAGUGAUGUCUAGUUUCAGUUGCACUCAUUUAGCUGGGAAAAAGAGGGAGAGGAGCAACCAGUGUACUGCCACGUUAUAAUUAGGACUCAAAUGAGAUGAAACCAUGAUUAUAUAUUGGAGGAAUGACUACAAUCAAUGCGCACAGCAUAUUUAUAAUGAUCUAGAAUCAAAGAUAUUUAUUUUAUGUCAGUGAGAGAAGAAAGCCUUACCUUUAGAGAUAUAUCAAAGAUUUGUUUUUAUUAUUAUUACUUUUUUUAUUGGCCUUGAUGGCUCUACUGUAACUUAAAGUUCAUUUCAAAAGGGAGACAGUUUAGCACUGAUUCAUGUUUUUAUUUUAUAAGUAUUUGGUCACUCUUGUUGUGUGUGCUUUUAGAAGUGAACCUGCCACCCACUAACAGACAGCUUAGCAGCAAUACUGACCCUCAUCACACAUUUCUGCGUUGUAAACCAGCAUUAACCCACAUCCAUGUGUUUACGCAGCUCCGCACCUAACAAGACCAAUACUGAUGGACCAAAGGAGCAUCAUUAGGAUGUUUAUGAAGCGACACCAUGCCAGCCUUGUCUCUCCUGUAGCUCCUACCACACCAGCAUGAUUGUAUUGUAUUGUAACAAUCCUCACACGGAGGAAAUGGACUAAUUACUUCUAAUUGAGGACUUAAAAAGAAAGCUGGAUUUCCUCUUGGCUGAUGCUAACAACACUACCCCCGCCCCUCUCUGCAUUUCAUCGUGUAAGCAGUGUGGACCUGCUGUGAUGGACACACAGCAUGCACACGGUUUGGACGUGAUCCUAACAAUCUCAUACCAAGUCAGCCUUGUGUCCCACUGGUGGUACUACUAACCCUUUGACUGAGUUUGAGCAGUGUUUGUGUGUUUUAGAGGCCUCAGUGUAUUAUCCUGAGUGAAGAUGGAGGAGGUGGACUUUGAACAUUGAUUUUAAAACACAGAGGCGUCCGAUGGCUGACAGGCUUUCUUUCAUUUCAUCCAGGAACAAAGGGGCCAUGUCUGACCUAACAAAACAGCAUGGAGAACAAUUUUAAGUUUGACUGCACAUCUUUGACAUACGAACAGGACUUCCUUUGAUGAACUUUUGCUGAUUUUUUUCUCAUAUUUGUAAAAGGCUGUAGAAAGUCCGCUACUAUUUUGCUCUUUAUUUAAAUGCUUGGAGAUUAAGCAAAUUAAGUAGGGGUUGAAUGUGGUUCCAGGUGGGGUGGUCUGUACCGCUAAACAAUCUUGGAUCAAUGGAUCGUUUUUGUUUUUGUUUUUUUUCUUUUCAAACCAUCUGAGUUUUGUCACUUUUCAGUCAUGUUCAGCAGCUUUUAUGACUUGUCUUGCUGGUGUUAAUAAUCUAAAACAAUACACAGUCACUUCAGAUCAUUGGUCCACCUCUAUUGAGAGUUUUAGUGUUCAGAGCCAGGUGAGGCGCCAGGCCAGUGUUUAUAUUCUGACAGUGAUGGAGGUGUAGUGUUUUGAGCUGCAGAAGUACACUGUUGCCUGAUGAAACACGGCUCACGCAAGCAUAAAGCUUGGCUGUGCAUCGAUUAAGGCUGGAUUGUGGGGAAUCUCAGUAAUCUGAAGUGACUUCCUCUUCUCAUCUCCUUCAGCUCCAUCUGCUGUGAAAAGAAAGGAGUGUAGAUGAUGAAGAAAUUGCGAAAGACACCGCACACGGAAAGCUCCAUCUUCCUUCGCUUUUCCGCCAAACCUUUGACGCUGCCAAUACCUCCACAACCUGCCAUCAUACCUCUCAGUACAUGCUUUAGCUGAUCCCUGAAAAGAUGAAAGUGGUUUUUCAACGAUGAACUGAGGCUGAUAUGUGCUUGAUGGGUACGCGCUAGAGACUACGGUCCUCUUCAGUCAUGGACCCCAGUUCACUUUGAUGUGUGUUCUCCUUAUUUCUCAGUCAGAAUCAUAUUUUUCAGCUAGACGACUGAACACAUAAGGGAAAGCUUUUGAAAGGAAGAUGUGUGGUCUAAUUUUACAUCUGUCUCAUGUACAGCUGUGUUGUAUUAUGAACUAAAAAAGAAAACACACAGCUGGGACCUAUUGCUGUCAAACAGUUUGGAUUAAACCCACUUUAGAGGCCCAUGGAUCUUCCAUCCUCAGUCGUCUGAGAAAACCUUUCCCACUGAAGACCGUCUCUGUACUCAUGGUAUUGCUGAGUAGAUUGUACAUAUAUAUUACAGUAUGAUCAAUGUUGAUAUUAGCAGCUGGUGUUGAGUGACUUCUUUAUGUUUUCCUUCUCACUGUAUUUCCGGCUUAAAACCGUGUUUGAGCACUUUGUAUGCAUGAGCUCCUCGCCGCAGGGGAAAUCAUGCAACGGUAUGCAAUUAAAAUUCAGUGUCAUCUGCAAAUUAUAGUCACCAAUGCUCACCAACAUACAUCAAAACAGUAACACAGCCGUUUGAAGGUAUGAUUCAGCAUGAUGUCACCUUUCCUACUGUUAAACUGACAAUAAAGAGCAUUGCCAUUGUGUGUGA
Myripristis murdjan (pinecone soldierfish) is the source of this 4675-nucleotide messenger RNA. It is a transcript of the gene pdk3a, whose product is annotated as pyruvate dehydrogenase kinase, isozyme 3a. Gene Ontology annotation, cellular component: mitochondrion. Gene Ontology annotation, biological process: regulation of glucose metabolic process; protein phosphorylation. The transcript is spliced from 11 exons. NCBI's taxonomy places the organism in Eukaryota, Metazoa, Chordata, Actinopteri, Holocentriformes, Holocentridae. Gene Ontology annotation, molecular function: pyruvate dehydrogenase (acetyl-transferring) kinase activity. The coding region runs from base 275 to 1495 and encodes 406 amino acids. The record is from RefSeq and is a predicted model, not a curated record.